AUGAAAAAAAGUUUUACGUCUCACAGUCCUAGUUCAGAUCAUUAUUUUAUUGGACCUAGAGAAAUGAAAUUGCCUAAGUUUGAAUUUGAAUAUCCUCCUUCCUGUUAUGGAUUAGUAGUCUCAAGCACUAAGAAUUCUAAUAAAACUGAAUUAAUAUCUGACUCAUCGAGUGAAUCUCUGCUUCCUCCCUUAAUUUAUUUUAAAAUCAAGGAAAAAAAAAUACAAAAGGAAUAAGAUGAAAGGUGUGUGCUAGUUGGCAACACCUUGCAUCAGAUGCCGAAAAAGAUUAUAAAACCGAAAAUUUCAUAUCAACCAGACAUCUUUCCUUUGAAAGCCUUGAAGAAGAAAAUUGUAAAAUAAAAAUUUAAUGGAAUUUAUUUUGAAGACGAAAGGUAUUCUUAGGAUCCCUAAUUUCAACUGAACUAUGCCAAUUUGAGAACCUAUUACAAUGCAAUCAAUCUAUCUAAUAAUUUAUAUGUUCAACCUACCAUCAACUCCUAUAAGGCAUAUAUAGGGAAGGGCAAUAAUGGGCAAUUAGUAUAAUGGAUUUUAAAGAGAAGAUGGUGGUGGUCUAUUGUUGAUAAGGAAAAAGAAUAAGUGAACUUCCUCUGGCAAUAAUUGAGGAAUAACUCGUAUAUUGAUUCGAUUCCUGAAUCAAAUCAAGAGAUCCUUUAAUAGCAAUAUAAUAAUGAUGAGUAAAACAUAGUCAUCUAAGAUAUUUAAUAUUAAAACUUACUGCCAAAUCAAUUGGGUCUGUAAAUAUAAAAGUUGAGAAAAAAAGCAGGGAAGAAUUCCAAAAUCAUAUCCUACGAUCAAGCAUAGAAGGUUUCUUAAACCUUAAGACUUUUUGAAGUGAAUGCUAAUACUAAAUUGCAUAAUCACAUUUAAAAUAAUACUCAUUUAGGUAGCAAGAAGAAUCUCUUUUACAAUAUGAAAAAGUAUUAUGAACAGCAGGGAUUGAAUGUUUUUGAUUUCUUACCUUAAACAUAUCAUAUCAAAAACAAAGAGGAUCUCCAAAACUUUGUUCAAUAAAAUCAAAAUUAAUCUAUUUGGAUAGUUAAACCAGCCGAACUUACUAAUAGAGGUCAUGGUAUUCAUAUCUUUUAGACGAUCAAUGAAGUAUAACAGUAUUUGAGGAGCAUCCACCAUCAUAAAAAUGGGGCUUAGAAAACCUUUAUAGUUUAAAAAUAUAUUGAAAACCCCUUAUUAUAUAAUCAGAGGAAGUUUGAUAUUAGGUGUUAUAUCUUGUUUACUUCUGUCAAUGGGUAACACAAAGGCUAUUGGUACAAGGAUGGGUAUAUCAGAACUUCCAGUUAGGAGUUCAGUUUGAUGAAUUUAUCAAAUAAGUUGAUUCAUCUAACUAAUGAUGCUGUCUAAAAGUACUCGGAGGAUUAUGGUCGAUUUGAAAAAGGAAACAAGGUCUCAUUUGAAGAGUUUAAUAACUUCUUGCCCAUCGACUUUUAUCAAACUAUUUAUAAUCAAAUGAGGAAUAUAGCAUUGCACCAAUUUAAAGCCACGUAUGGAAAGUUGGAUCCUAAACGAAAAGAAAACAGUUUUGAAUUGUUUGGGUUAGACUUUAUGAUUGAUGACAAAUUUAAAGUGUGGCUGAUCGAAACCAACACUAAUCCUUGUUUGGAAUGUUCAGGUCCUCUUUUAACGAAGUUGAUACCUUAAUUAAUUGAAGAUCUCUUCAAACUAGUGUUAGACCCUCUUUACCCUCCUCCUUAAUUUUAUACUUAAAAAAAAUUCAUAUAUGACUCAUUCGAAAACAAAUUUGAAUUAAUUUUUGAUUCGUCAAUGUUGGAUGUACCACUUAAAUUCACAUAAAAUUUAAUAGAUGAACAAUGA
Messenger RNA from Paramecium tetraurelia, 1848 nucleotides. RefSeq lists its product as uncharacterized. The record is from RefSeq and is a predicted model, not a curated record. NCBI's taxonomy places the organism in Eukaryota, Ciliophora, Oligohymenophorea, Peniculida, Parameciidae. Gene Ontology annotation, biological process: protein modification process. The transcript has a single exon.